CAAGAAUCUGUCCUUCUCAUGGUAAAAGUCACAAACUUCCAUUUUUGUCAAUUUUUCUCACUUAUAUUAAUAAUCAAAACAAAAAAGCACCCAACACCCUUUGUGUGUGCCAGCUGCGGCUGGUCACAAGUGCUCCCCAGAGCCAAAUCACACACACACACACACACACACACACACACACACACACACACACACACACACACGUGUGUGUCCAUCUGGGAUCCUAGCCUUCAAACUGCUGUGACUGAGCUCCCUCCCGGCAGAAAGACCAGGGGACGAGGGGAGACAGAGUGCGUAAAGCAAAGCCUCACAGUGGUGAGGAGGAAGCUGUCCAAAGCCAGCUGGCCUGGCUUUGACAAAAGCAAGAGGAAAAGUGAGGGGGGAAAAAAACAGGAAAAAAGGUACAAAAAAGAAGAGCGAAAGAAAGUAGUAAGGUUGUAGAAAGUUUCUGGGUGUUAAAAGGAAGUGUGGCCUAGCUGAAGUGAAGACAGACCCACGUGGAGAAGGCCUUUACAGCAGGUUCUGUGACGGCAGCUGCAGCAGCACAGUACAUACAGGAAAUUUUCUUUCCCAAGGAGGAGGAACCAGCAGGAAGCGAAGUGCUGUGCAGGAAGGAAGAGUGCAAGAUUCGAGGUGGACUUUGGGGCCUGAACGAAGUUGAUCCGCGCCUUGAUCAUUGCAUAGCGGUGCACGUGUUUCGAGAGAAAGAGAAGGAGAGACCGAAAGAGAGGAAGAUCGAGAGAGGAAGGGAGACGGUGUACAAUGUGCUAGUGGAACGGAGGAAGACAAGCGCGGGUGUUUUUCUGAUAUUCUCUGGGCGCCAGAGAGACCGACUAGGACGCAAAGAUGGGACGAAAGAAGAUCCAGAUCACCCGGAUUAUGGACGAGAGGAACCGCCAGGUCACCUUCACCAAGAGGAAGUUUGGCUUAAUGAAGAAGGCCUAUGAGCUUAGUGUCCUGUGUGACUGCGAAAUCGCCCUGAUCAUUUUCAACAGCUCCAACAAGCUCUUUCAGUAUGCCAGCACUGACAUGGACAAAGUUCUGCUCAAAUAUACAGAGUACAACGAGCCUCACGAGAGCAGGACAAACUCUGACAUUGUGGAGGCCUUAAACAAGAAAGAACACAGAGGCUGCGAUAGCCCGGACCCUGACGCCUCAUAUGUCCUCACACCCCACACAGAAGAAAAAUAUAAAAAAAUUAAUGAGGAGUUUGAUAAUAUGAUGCGAAAUCAUAAAAUCCCCACAGGUUUGCCGCAGCAGAAUUUCUCCAUGCAUGUGGCUGUGCCGGUGACAAACUCCAUGAGCUACAACCCCGGGGGCAUUCUGAGUAGCCAGGGCCUGCCAGCUGCUGCUGCAGCCUCACUAAGCGAAGCCACCAUGCUGUCCCCACCCCAGACCUCUCUUCAAAGAAACGUGGUGCCUGCUGGCGCCCCCCACAGGCCGCCCAGCACAGGCAGCGCAGGAAACGGCUUCGUGAACCCCAGGGGCUCGCCGGGACUUCUGGGUACCAGCAGUGGGAAUGGACUGGGAAAAGUUAUGCCCACGAAGUCACCGCCUCCGCCAGGGGGAAACAUGGUUAUGGGGAACCGAAAGCCAGACCUGAGAGUGGUCAUACCACCGUCCAGUAAGGGAAUGAUGCCUCCACUGUCAGAGGAGGAGGAGAUGGAGUUGAACACUCAGAGGAUAAGCAGCUCCCAGACAACCCAGCCUCUUGCCACACCCGUGGUGUCCGUCACCACCCCGAGUCUACCACCACAAGGCCUGGUGUACUCCGGCAUGCCAACCGCCUACAACACCGAAUAUUCCCUGAGCAGCGCUGAGCUUUCCUCGCUGCAAGGUUUCGGUUCUCCAGGGCUCUCGCUGGGCUCCAUGUCGGCAUGGCAACAGCACCAACUGGGCCAUGCAGCUCUCAGCUCACUGGUGGGUGGUGGUCAUUUACCUCAAGGCUCCAACCAGUCCAUUAACACCAGCCCCAACCUCACCAUCAAGUCAGAGCCCAUCUCACCUCCACGUGAGCGCGUCACUCCGUCCGGAUUCCCACAGCAGCAGCCUCCCUCCUCCAGCCGUCCCGACAUGGGCCGCUCACCGGUGGACAGCCUGAGCUCCUCAUGCUCCUCGUAUGACGGCAGCGACCGCGAGGACCCGCGCGCCGAUUUCCACUCGCCGCCGAUCGGCCUGAGCCGAACCCUCGCACCUGGAGCCGAUGAGCGCCACAGCCCCUCUGUCAAACGCAUGCGCAUGGACUCCUGGGUAACAUAAAAUGACCAGGGAGGGCAAAACAGGCCACAUAGGGGGGAGAGAGAGAGAGAGAGAGAGAGGCCAGAAGCAGGGAGGGCCAUUAUUAUUAUUGUUGUUGUUAUUAUUAUUAUUAUUAUUAUUAUUAUUAUUAUUAUACAUUUUUAUUUUUAAUUAUUUAACGUCAUAUUUUUGUUCAGGAAGGCUGUGGGUGUGGCAAAGAAAAUUCACGCUAUCCCAGCAUAUUGAAAUUCAAGUUGGGUAAUAGCCGUUAUUAUUCAACGAUGUUAAUUUGACUUGUUUUGGAAGGAGGCGGGCACACGGAAGGAAAUUUCAGCUGUCCUGACAUAUCAGAAUUAAUGGUGCAACUGAGUGGUGAGAGAGAAAUCAGCUCUUCAGACUGGCAUGGUUACUGUACUUCGAACAGUCGUUAUCAGGUACUUUAAGCAGUUCAGGUUUAGCGAAAGUCCAACAUUUAAAGAAAAACGAAAGGUGUGUGGAGAUGUUUCAGGAUAAUGUAGUCUGGUCUGGCACUUGUAGUAGCUGUUUUUUGCUGUUGAAUUUGCAGGGUUGCGCACAACCAGAGCAAGUUUAGGCUGUUUGCAGGCUCUCACCAGCUGGCCUCCUUAUUAAUCUGACUUUAUACACACUUACAAACAUGUUAACGUAUUCAGGAUUGACCAUGUUUCAAAAGCUUUUGGUUUACAAAGGGAGGUUCAUGACUAAAAUGAGAUCACACUUAUACUGUUUAACAUAGGAAGACGAUCCACUUAUGUUCGUGCUUUUUUUGUUGUUGUUGUUGAAACACAACUUUUUUUUUUUUUUUUUUUUUAAGAAUGAAAAAUAAGUUAAACAGUAGCCCAGUUGAACUGGAGACAAGAGUCCUAAAUUAAAAUACACCUCAAACAAUGGUUAAAAAAAAAAAAAGCCAAAGUAUGUUUGUUAGCUCAAGUUUUGGUUUGAAAAUUCUCAUUUCUCUUUCACUAUUCAUUUCCUCUUAGUUCUGUUGUAAUGUAUUUUGUUACAAACUAUGAAAAAACAAACAAACCAGAUCUUGAAACCGAUAUCUAAAGCCAUGAACACUCAGUGUUCUGUUUGUAAAUUAAAGAUUUGAGCCAAACCUUUUGCUUUUGUUAUGUAUAUAGCAACUUUAAUAUAUAUCACCGUCAGUGUAAGUACGUAUGUAUUGUACUUUCACUGGAUUGAAGAAAAAAAAAAAAGUAUAUUUUUGUGGAUUACUGCCAGGUUUACAAGGCGAGAUCCUUAAUAAGUAGAGUAUUCACUGGUUAAUAUUUACUAUUUUGUUAACUAUACUGUACUUUCUUUGAAUCUGACUUAUUAUUGCUAUUAAUAAUCAAAGUGUUUUUAUUUGAAAGAAGGAUGUUUUAUGGGUCGCUUUCCCAUUAAUAAUGGUAAAUGUCUGUCCUUAAGAAAUUGUAACAGUGCUGUAAGUUUGAAACGCCACUGUCUCUCUUUUUUUUUUUUUUCCUCUAUUUUUGUUUUUGUAAAAGGAUUACUGUAACAUUAAGGAAAGCUUUUUUUUUUCCCCCCUUUACUGUACACAUUGUGGGAGGGGUUGGCCAAGGCUGCUGAACACACUGCCUACUUUCACAACCAAGGAUUCAUUUCAAGCCUCAAGACCUUUCGAAUGCCGAUUAGUGACACACAUCUUCUUCUCUCAAUAGAUUUUUUUUUUUUUAACUGACUUGCAUCACAAUUUAAACCGAUCCCACCUUUAGUUGGUCAAAUUUGAUUGAUACUCUUAACUCCUGUCGAUGGAACCCUUCAUCGAAGUCACUUAAUGCCCCCGUUAUUAUCGACGUAUUGUAAAUACUAUAACCUAAAACAUACAUACUAUGUACAGAACACACUUCCCAUUUUCGUUUGGUGAAUUGGCUCGCUAGACUAUUGAUCCUCUCCAGACUGAGGGAGGCCACUCUGGAAGCGCCAGACGCUCUGUUGUUGUUGUGUGUGCGCGUGUGUGUGUGUGUGUGUGUGCGCGACUCUCCGUUUUCGCAUCUAUCUCUCCACACUGAGGCUCUUUCGUCCAUGCUUCUUUCGCCUGCCUCGCACCUCACUGCCCCCUUCAGGUGGAAGAAGCAUCAGGGGAUUCAGCAGCAAAAAGACAGUUCAAAUGCUAGACAAUGCAAAACCAAUCUCUCUGCUGGAUUGCACAUGUUUGUACAGUCAGGUUUGGCAAAAAAAAAAAAGGCUUGCUCUCUUUAAAUUUGCUAUCUAUUUCCUCCACUUUGUGUGCUCUCGUCCCCUUUUUAGAUACCUCUCUGCCCUAACAGGCACCAUAGCAGCUGGCAAUAAGCUGAUGUUAAUCUAUGCAGUCUCUGUACACACAGCCCAGCACACAGGCUCAUUCACACAGCAUUCACAAGGUUAGGAUUUAGAAUUAUAAUUGGUUAUUAUCAUCUGCCCAUUCAAGACAUUUCCUUGCUGAUGAACAGCAUCGUCUGUAUGUGCACAGUUGAGAAAAUGACUGUUAACCUUCAACCCUUAAGUGCUUGUAUAUUAAGAAGGCACACUAUUUUAUUGGCUACUUUAUAAGUACCACAGAAAGCCAUUUCAUGCUGAGUAACCUUAAUGCAGACCCUGGUGUCAAUAGCUUUCCCUGCGUUAGCGUGGGCACAAGUUUGGCUGAAAAGCAAAGUUUCGAAAAAGUUCAUUAGGAGUCUGUUUUGAUGAUGUCUAUCACUAAUGUGUUACCGCAAUUAAUGCCUUUCAGGGUAGAUAAGCAAUAAUGCAAUAACGCCAUUGCAGUGCUGUAAACCGCACUGUGGAGUAAUGAUAUGCAGGGCACUUACACUGACACGCACAUACACAUAAAAACACACACACACACACACGCGCACAAAAGCUAGAUUAGGAAUCAGGGAGUUUUUCCUCAUGUGCACAGUUAGAGCUUUAAUCCAAAGAGUUCUAAAUUGUGCAUGAUAGUUCUCAUCAACAUUAAUUUCAUUCCCAAUGUUAAAAAAAAAAAAAAACAAAGCUGGACAAAGUGCCAAUGUGUCUAUCAAUCCCCCAGCAGACACAUACAAGAAAUACAUAGGAAAUCUAAAGAGAGGAAGUUGCUCAUCUUGGUCUGAGUGCUGCUUACGACAUCACAAAAUGAACUGAAUGUGAAAAGAAGGGUUUCAGGAGGAAAACAAUUUGUAGAGAACUUCACUUUGCUGUGCAAGAGUACACUGCUUUGCUUUAUGGCUUUUUCUAAAAACAGAACUAUGUAUUUGGUAAUUGUUUGUAGUUACUAGUUCAAUUCAAGAAGCUGUUUGCGGUUUGGACGCUCAAACCGUUUGGCGGCACAAGCUGGACUUUGUUGCCAUGAAUGAAAUGAAAUGUUUUAGAUGAAAAAAAAAAAGAAUCAAGAGAAAAAUUUAAGCUAAUCUGCAUUCUAUUUCCCUUGAAUGUGUUGUUUUAUCUUCAUUAUACAAUAAAUAUUCUAGUGAACUUUUUAUUGAAUGACUAAGAUAUUAUGCUAGGGAUUGUUGUACAAAUUUGUAUUCUGCAUUCACUUAAGUAAAGAUAUUGGCUUUAACUGUGUAAACAUAGAUUCUCUUGCUUAUUCUGUACAAAUUGAAGUGACUUCGAAGAUUUUGUCCACCUGUGAAGUGCAGAACCUUAGAAGCUGUCCGCUUUAUUAAAAACCUAAAUGUAACCUCAAA
This is a messenger RNA of Neoarius graeffei (lesser salmon catfish), 5906 nucleotides long. RefSeq names its product myocyte enhancer factor 2aa (gene mef2aa). Bases 847 to 2259 code for a protein of 470 amino acids. The transcript is spliced from 11 exons. NCBI's taxonomy places the organism in Eukaryota, Metazoa, Chordata, Actinopteri, Siluriformes, Ariidae. The record is from RefSeq and is a predicted model, not a curated record. Gene Ontology annotation, biological process: positive regulation of transcription by RNA polymerase II; cell differentiation; heart development. Gene Ontology annotation, molecular function: protein dimerization activity; DNA-binding transcription factor activity, RNA polymerase II-specific; RNA polymerase II cis-regulatory region sequence-specific DNA binding.